Pseudophryne corroboree (corroboree frog) is the source of this 2502-nucleotide messenger RNA. Its product is annotated as kelch repeat and BTB domain-containing protein 7-like. The record is from RefSeq and is a predicted model, not a curated record. Lineage: Eukaryota; Metazoa; Chordata; Amphibia; Anura; Myobatrachidae. The transcript has a single exon. Gene Ontology annotation, molecular function: protein binding. Bases 189 to 2120 code for a protein of 643 amino acids.
CGUCGCUCGUGUGUUUCCUGCCGUCACGUACAACGUGCAGACCAUGUGACGACGACGACGUGUGCGCGACGUCCUGACGGAGGUUCCGGGAAGGAAGUGAUUCGCCCACAGGCCGGUGCUGUUAGAUAGUCGCCGCCGCGAGACUCAUUUCCCAGUAACGCGGAGCGUGCUGCACGUUCCCGGCCGUCAUGUCUGGUUACGGGGUGUCCAGCUUCUUUUCCGGUCCCGAGCUGCUGGAGGAUCCGGGGCACGCAUCAGCCCUCCUGGCGCAGCUCAAGUCCUUCUACGACUCGCACCUGCUGUGCGAUGUCACCAUCCGUGUUCUGGGCGGGGGCCCCGAGGAGCCGGGCGGCGGUGACCCGGAGGGCAGCAGGAGCUUCAGCUGCAACCGCAACAUCUUGUCCGCGGCCUGCCCUUACUUCAAGAGCAUGUUCACCGGGGGCCUGUAUGAGAGCAAGCAGCAGGUGGUCACCCUGCAUGACAUGAACCCGGAGUCCAUGGCCCUCAUUAUAGAUUACUGCUACACAGGCAGGGUGACCGUGACAGAAGCCAAUGUGCAGCGCCUCUAUGCCGCUGCCGACAUGCUGCAGCUGGAGUAUGUACGGCAGGCCUGCGCAGGUCACCUCGCUCGCCGCCUUGACCUCAACAACUGCGCCAGCAUCCUGCGCUUUGCUGAUGCCUUUGACCACCCUGAACUUCGUUCCCGCUCUCUCGCUUUCAUGGCGCGCCAUUUCGAGCAAUUUGCUGUUGGCGAUGAGUUCUGUGACCUAAACUUGGCGCAGCUGAAAGAAGUGCUGACUAUGGACAACCUGGAUGUUGGCAGUGAGAGGCUGGUGUGCAAUGCUGCCUUGCGCUGGCUGGAAGCGAAUCCAAAGGAGAGGGCUGAUGCCUGUCAUGAUAUUUUGAAUUGUGUCCGCUGGCAACACUUUACAGAUAAAGACCGUAUUUAUCUUGACGGUCUCCGAUCAAAGCCAUUUGUACGAAAGAAUUGUUUGCCGUACUUGGAUGCAGUGCUGCAGGAAAAAGAUGGUAAAUCUGCUUUAGCCAUGCUACCUUGCCAAGAAAGUAGUCCACUGCGCCGAAUAGGCAUGCUCGCCAAGGAGAUGGUCAUUUUCUUUGGUCACCGAAAGGAGCCCUUCUUGUGCUAUGACCCUUAUUCUGGGGAUAUUUACACAAUGCCUUCUCCACUCACUAUCUUGGCCCAUGGAAAAGCUGUGACGUCCUCUGCUAUAUGUGUCUCCCCAGAGAAUGACUUGUACUUAGCUACCCAACCUAUGAAACAGCUAUGGGUUUACAGUCCUGUUCAGAACAGUUGGCAGCUCUUAGCUGAAAGACUACUGUGCAGAGAAGGUAUGGAUGUGGCUUACCUUAAUGGUUAUGUAUAUAUUGUUGGUGGGCGUGAUCCUUCUACUUGUGCCAAAAUCAAAGAUGUAGAAUGCUAUAGUGUACAAAGAAACCAGUGGACCCUGGUUGCUCCCCUGCCUCACUCCUUCUACUCAUUUGAACUGGUGACUGUUAACGACCACUUAUAUGCUAUCAGUAACAAAAGGAUGCUGUGCUACGACCCAGCCUGCAACCAGUGGCUUAAUUGUGCCUCCUUAAAACGAUGUGACUUUCAGGAAGCCUGCGUCUACAAUGAUGAAAUUUACUGCAUAUGUGAUAUUCCUACAGUGAAGGUCUACAAUCCAGCUAGAGGAGAAUGGCGGCGGAUCAGUUCAAUACCUACUGAAGGCAAUACCAACAACUAUCAGAUUGUACGACAUGGUUCCAAACUCCUGCUUAUCACCUGCACUACUGUACAGUGGAAGAAGAACCGUGUCACUGUUCAUGAGUAUGAUGUAACGAAUGAUCAUUGGAUAAAUAUCGGCACUAUGUUGGGUCUUCUGCAUUAUGACUGUGGCUCCAUCUGUCUAUCCGCUCGUGUGUAUCCAUCUUGCCUAGAGCCAGGGCAAAGUUUUAUCACAGAGGAGGAGGAUGUACGCAGUGAAUCAAGUACUGAUUGGAUGGAUGGCUUCAGCGAGCUGGAUUCUGAAUCAGAUAGCCUCAGCUCUUUUUCAGAAGAUGAGUGGCCAAGAGUGUCUGUGGCCAGGCCAAGGAUUUAUCUAGAAGGCUCUUUGUGACACCCAGGUCUUACAGAAACUUUUAGUUGUAGUAGUUUCCUCUUUAGACUCUCCUACAGGUCUAUGGGUUAAAAGGAUUGCGCCUCAAAAUAACAUGCUGCACUAGCUGACAUAUUGUUUCUUUAACCUCAACUGUACUCAUAAAUGAGCAGGUGUUAUUUCAUUUGGUUGACAAAGUACAUAACCCUGAGGCUGACCUGUUACUUCUUGUAUUAUAUGUUUUCUUGUUUAAAGCUAUAUUGUUACAGUGAUUAUUUUUUAGGAUAGGAAACUGACUAAAAUGUUUUUGGUUUUUGCAGUAGUGACCAUUGUAAUACUCUGGUAUUGCUUUUUUUUGUCUUAAAAAGAUUUGCUUUUGUAAAAUGAGCAAAUUUCAACUUAA